Messenger RNA from Lonchura striata (white-rumped munia), 1744 nucleotides. It is a transcript of the gene B3GNT9, whose product is annotated as UDP-GlcNAc:betaGal beta-1,3-N-acetylglucosaminyltransferase 9. Gene Ontology annotation, cellular component: Golgi membrane. Gene Ontology annotation, biological process: poly-N-acetyllactosamine biosynthetic process; protein O-linked glycosylation. Lineage: Eukaryota; Metazoa; Chordata; Aves; Passeriformes; Estrildidae. Gene Ontology annotation, molecular function: UDP-glycosyltransferase activity; hexosyltransferase activity. The record is from RefSeq and is a predicted model, not a curated record.
GGCUGCGGGCUGGGGCAGUGCUGGGGGCCGGCCGAGCCCCAUCCCGGCCCCAUCCCGGCCCCAUCCCGGCCCGAUCCCGGCCCCAUCCCGGCCCCAUCCCGGCCCCAUCCCGCUCCCGGCCCGGCCAGCUCCGCUCGCUGCCGGCGGGCACGGCCCCGAGCCGCCGGGGUUUGCUGCGCUCCGCGGGAAGGCUGAGCAAUGUCUCUCGCUAACUACAUCCAGAUGUGCCUGCUUGGCAGCCCGCUGCACAGACAUUACCGAGGGGACGCGGGAUCGGCGCUAUCAAAUGCGGUUUGAAGAACUGAUCAAAUAAGACAGAAGAUCUCCAGGAAAAGUAUGGCCAGUGGUGCCAGGCAGCUCAAACACAGCUUUUAACAGUCCCAGGAACACUGGAGAGACAAUGAGAGUUCGCCUCAAAGGGGAUGUGAUCUGUACCCUCUUCUUGCUGGUGGCACUUUGUUCUUUGCUCUACUCCCAGCUGGAACAUUUAGUCCCAGCAGGAAAGAAGGAGCCAGCACAGAACAAGCCUCGAGUAGCACCAAAAGUAUUCUCUGAUCUCAGAGCACCUGAGAGGCUGAUGCCAGCAGAAGCAACUGCACCCAGACCCCAAGUUACCCCUGUCAUGAGACAAACAGAAGUGGCCAAAACCAGGGUCCAAACUACAACUCCACCCCCGCUGACUAAUUCUGCCUUCAACUUCAAGCUCUAUCUCCUAAACAAGGAUAACAGGAACUUCAAUCUCCUCAUUAAUCAGCCCAGGAAAUGCCGAAAAACACCGGCAGGUCCCUUUCUGCUCAUUGCUAUCAAAUCGAUAGUUGAAGACUUUGACAGGCGUGAGAUUGUCCGGAAAACUUGGGGCAGGGAGGGUUUGGUGAAUGGGGAGCAGAUCCAGCGAGUGUUCCUCCUGGGAACACCAAAGAAUAGGACAGUGCUGGCAACGUGGGAGACCCUGAUGCAGCAGGAGAGUCAGACAUACCGGGACAUUUUACUCUGGGACUUCAUGGACACUUUCUUCAACCUGACCCUGAAGGAGAUCCACUUCCUGAGCUGGGCUGCUGAAUUCUGCCACAACGUGAAAUUUAUUUUUAAAGGUGACGCUGAUGUUUUCGUCAAUGUCGAGAACAUUGUUGAUUUCCUCAAGAGACACGAUCCCACUGAAGAUCUCUUUGUUGGGGACAUCAUCUACAAUGCCCGUCCCAUCCGUGUCCGGAAGAGCAAAUACUACAUCCCAGAGACCAUGUACGGGCUGAGCGUCUACCCCGCCUACGCCGGAGGAGGAGGGUUCUUGCUGUCCAGCUGCACCAUGAGGAAGCUCUCUAGGGCUUGCAGGGAGGUGGAGCUGUUCCCCAUUGAUGAUGUCUUUUUGGGCAUGUGUUUACAGAGAAUCAACCUCAAGCCCAUUUUACACGAAGGAUUCAAGACCUUUGGCAUUGUUAAGCCUUCUGCUGCCCCACACCUACAGACGUUCGAUCCCUGUUUUUACAAAGAUCUCAUGGUAGUUCAUAGCCUGAAGGUUGCUGAGAUCUGGCUAAUGUGGAACCUGCUCCACAGCCCACGGCUUUCCUGUACUCAGAAGAAGCAGGUGAAGAAGCCUUUCCAAUGGAAGAAGAAAGCUCAGAUAACACCAGCAUCACCACCCUAAUAAUGCAGGCAGAGCACAGCACACACAGCAAACCAGCCAAGAAAGGGAGCCUGGAACUGACACAGCCCAACAAACCAACUUUCCAAGUGUUUUUAGCACAUC